Molecule: messenger RNA, 3040 nt
Organism: Amoebophrya sp. A25
Lineage: Eukaryota; Dinophyceae; Syndiniales; Amoebophryaceae
Source: the annotation of a GenBank genome assembly
CGCAGACUCUACUGGUGUCCAGACACAAUUACGAUCUUUGGGACCGAAAAAUCUGCCAGCUACAUUAGACGACCAACAGUUAAGAUGGAACGGUGGACUAUCAUAGAUUAUCCACGCCGGUGGACUACCAUAGAUGAACGACAUCUCGGUCCUCCCGUUUGCUUCUCAAGAGGAACAGAUAGAUGGUGAGAAACAAACAGAAACAAAAGAAACAGGUCUACAUCUAAAACAGGGUCAGCAACAUCCAAACCUACUGGAGCAACGACAUUUCCUCAGUGGCGUCUUUUCGAAAUUGUUGCCAUUUCUCAGGUCCGCGUGUUUAUUGUAUAACCAAUGCCCAAAACCUCAAUUGGUACCGGAACAGACUGUCUGGUACGUUGUGCUUCCCGUACGCGUCUCGAAUUUCCUUCGGGCUUGGGGCAACGAUUUGCCUCCGGAACUUGUGCCGCAGGUUUUAGAAGUCCUAUGUCAAUUUCUGAAGCAAGGACAUUGUAAGCUCAUUCGCGUCUCGAUUUUGCCUGCUUUGGAGCAGAUCUUCACGAGGCAUAGUGAUCACCCAGUUUGGGCAGAAAUUGAGUUAUGCUUCCCAUAAUUAUAUGAAACUGCGAGAGCUCCUGCAAGAAUUCACUCAACAAGACGAACCUCUACUAUAGAAGUUCACGAACACUCCUGUAGUUACUUAGACAACACACUACUAGGAUUAACUCUUCACUUCUCCCCCCCCCAGGGAGGCACAUCAAAAUCAAUCAAACACUAGUGUCACUAGUAGUACCAGUACAAGUACUACGAUGACUGCUACUGGUACCACUACAACUAGUGCCACACUCAUCUCGACUGGUGUUAGGGACGUGUUCAUGAUGACAACUACUACCGACUGUUAGAGACGUGUCCAUGAUGACAACUACUACCACUUAACUACCUCUACCAACAAGCUACCGCUAAUUGAGGCUGCUCUGUCAGAAGCGUUAGUCCUGCUGCUGAGGGAAGUGAGCAACCCUACGACACAGUGGAGCUGCCUGACUCUAGUCAAAAAAAUACUGGAAAACGGAGAACCAGGGUACAAGUAUUUAACUGGUCAACAUUGACGAGCAGUCCUAGUUCAUUGUACGUACGCGUUUUUUACACUUCUUAACUUCACUUCCAGGUGUGCCGCCAAGUGUGAGGUUCUCGAGACUUUACUGACGUUGUGGCAAGCGGAGAAAACGGAGUUAAUGGUGCGCAUGGCCCUACUCGAGUUGGUUCAGACCCUUGUUUACCGGUAUACCACUGCAAGUAAAGCUCAAGGACUAGAGGUGCAGCGGAGUAGUUCUUAUGCUGGGGAUGCUGAUGACGUAGAUGUUCUCGAUGAAGUAGAUGUCGAUGCUGAAUGUUUAUUAUCACAAUAGUAGACUUAUCCCGUGCAACAUUAUAAAGUUAAGAUGUUUAAGAUUAUCUAUGAUGAUCCUAAACAUCUUAACUUGAUGAUGAAGUUCAUCGUAGAACUAGAAGGACAAACACAAGUUUUAUGGGUUCUGACCACUUCUUUCCUCGAAUUCCCAAAUCAAGAGCAGACACAGAGAAUCGAGCAGAAGGCGCAGAUGAUUGACCAUUUACUGCAACUGAGUCUUGUGAUGCUGAGUGAUUGCUAUAAAAGGGAAAAAGAAAAAACUGAAAACAGAGAACAAGCUGCUUCAGAUACGUCAAGCGCGAGUUCCGCAUCUAGUGCUGAGCAGAAGAAGAACUCCUCAGUUGCCCACGGUUUACCAACUUUACGGCUACAACCGCCAAAGAGUAUGUACUUGAAGAAGAAGCUAACAAGCAUCAUGCUACAACCGCCAAAGAGCAAGUAUGUAGUUGAAGAAGAAGCUAACAAGUAUACAGAGUAGUUUAUAGCACGCAUGGUGCAUGGAGUAGCAUGGAGCGCAUGGAGCGCAGAGCUUUAAGGGGCGCAAGAAGCUCCCCCUUUAGCUCCAUGCUACUCCAUGUGAUCCAUGCACUCCAUGCCAUGCUUGUUAGCUUCUUCUUCAAGUACAUACUUAAGCAUGAACUUGAAGAAGAAGCUAACAAGGUUGCUCUCUCGUCAGCUGGUAACUGAGUCUCGCUAGUAGACUACGAAGGUAACAAGGUUGCUCUCUCGUCAGCUGGCAACUGAGUCUCGUUAGUAGACUACGUUAUGAUCUGUAGAAUUCUCUCGAGGUUCGACGUCGUGACGUGAGAUCCUAUGUAAAAAAUCGCGGUAGCUCUAACAACAGUCGCAGAAUGCAGACCGCUUUUCCUGACAAUCUUGCGAACGCCUCUACUCGACCGUGCCAAGCAAGAGCAUUGGCUUGCGUCCCUUCUCCCGAUUUACAAUUAAGGCGACGUCUUGAUGCAAUCCAUUUCGUCCGAAAGUCAUUUUUUUUUCUGUUCAACUUAACGUGGUGGUCUACUUGAGGUGCGAGCACCCACCCCCCCAGCGCUUUUCCACCUGAUAAGCCUGGGGGAUGGGACGCCAAGUGCAGAAGCAUCGUUUGGGUGGCCUUAGCUAGUUAACCUAGUUAUCUAAGUUGUAUGUGACCUUUGGCUUGCGUCCCUUCUCCCGCCUGAAAGUUGUCUUUUUUUUCAUUCUGGUGUUCUUUCAUUCUAGUACGAACUUGGGAUUCACUUCUUUUCUUAUUUCUAAUAGAAGACACUCGACCGGGACCUUUUUGUCGAAUUUUUCACUCUCUUCACCUGUUAUGUGGAGUCCUCGAUAGAUUCGGAGCUUGGCCACCACGUCCGUUACCGAAUACUGGAGAUAAGUGGAGCUGCUUGUGGUCUUACGGGAAAUGGUGUGAGUAAAUGUAAUCAUGGAUGAUGUGGAUGACCACUAAGGCUAAGAACAUCAGCAUUGUGUUUGUGGUCAGCACUAUAGUUGUACAUGAUAGGUGUUCAUAGUGCUUCAUCUAGAACAAGUUGAUUAUCAACUGAUACUGAAGUAAAGUAGGAACUUUUUUUGUCACUACUACUUUGGCUGUGACUUGUUUGAGGAGAUGAUUUUGCAGGAGCCUUUGACUCAAUUUUGCUCUAAAACGAAGAAUAG